Molecule: messenger RNA, 300 nt
Organism: Fraxinus pennsylvanica
Lineage: Eukaryota; Viridiplantae; Streptophyta; Magnoliopsida; Lamiales; Oleaceae
Source: the annotation of a GenBank genome assembly
AUGUGGAGAAAUUUUAAGAAGCCAAGGCCUAUUUAUGUCAAAUAUGUAUUUUCCUCUGAACUUGCUGGUCAAAAUGGAAAUCUGGCAAGAGUUCAAAUGAAUGUUUCACUUCUUCCUCCCCCUCAGGAGAUUGGUAACUUGAGUUUUGACAAAGACAAUCAGUUAGCUGUAGAAUUUGUAAUUGCUGCAGCAAAUAUCAGAGCUUCUUCUUUUGCGAUUCCACUGCAUGGCCUUUUUGAGGCUGAAGGUAUUGCUGGCAAUAUUGUGCAUUCUGUUGCAACAACAAAUGCCAUCUGUUGA